Molecule: messenger RNA, 905 nt
Organism: Panonychus citri (citrus red mite)
Lineage: Eukaryota; Metazoa; Arthropoda; Arachnida; Trombidiformes; Tetranychidae
Product: homeobox protein otx5-B-like
Exons: 1
Coding region: 37-600 (187 amino acids)
Biological process (GO): regulation of transcription by RNA polymerase II
Cellular component (GO): nucleus
Molecular function (GO): DNA-binding transcription factor activity, RNA polymerase II-specific; RNA polymerase II cis-regulatory region sequence-specific DNA binding
Source: RefSeq, a predicted model, not a curated record
CCACGAUUCAUUAGUUGGUAUUUUUAUUUGUAUCCAAUGGAUUACUAUUCAAGUUAUAUUUAUCCUUAUUAUGGAGCGAUGUCUCCAAGUGCGACCAUGUCACCACCGACUUGUCACCAACAAAAUUUACCACCAACACGUAAACAACGAAGGGAGAGAACGACCUUCACCCGUGCUCAAUUAGAUGAGUUAGAGGAGUUAUUUAAAAAGACUCGUUACCCGGACAUUUUCAUGAGAGAGGAAGUGGCAGCGAAAAUCAAUUUACCCGAAUCAAGGGUUCAGGUUUGGUUCAAGAAUCGCCGGGCCAAACGUCGGCAGCAACAACAAAAUGGAAAAGCAAAAGUGACAAAGAGUGAAAGUGGUAGUGCUCAACCUAUCUCACCACCACCACCACCACCAACUCAACCACCAACAUCGUCACCAACUCAUAACUCUAACCAUCACCGACUCUGGAACCCGGCCGAUCAAACAACAAGUGCCCAUGGCCAUCAUCAUCCAUAUACUCACACUCAUCCACAAAUAUACAAUGAAUACAAGGAACAAAAUUAUAAUUAUUUCACUGGGAUGGGCUGUUCAAUCUUAUGGAAAUCAUCAUUAUGAAAUGUUCAUUAAUCCUUAAUCUCUCUCUCUCUCUCUCUCCUUUCUCUAACUCUACCACUUUCUCCUCAUGUCCAUAUCUAAGCUCAUCGUCACAAUUAUAAUAAAUAAAUACCAUUAAAACUAAAUUUUCUUCUCAUCUUAAUCAUUUGUGUGUAGAUAAAGGCAAUCAAUUGUUUCUCUUAAUCAUGUUAAUUUGUGAUACAAUUAAUUCAUCAUCAAAUGGAGAGUAUAUAUUUGCAGGUUUUCAUGUUCUGUGAUCGUUAUGGUGAAUUUCAUUCACAAAGUGGUAGAUAUUAUCGCUUACG